This is a messenger RNA of Penicillium waksmanii, 900 nucleotides long. RefSeq names its product Nur1/Mug154 family protein. Lineage: Eukaryota; Fungi; Ascomycota; Eurotiomycetes; Eurotiales; Aspergillaceae. The transcript has 2 exons. The record is from RefSeq and is a predicted model, not a curated record. Gene Ontology annotation, biological process: maintenance of rDNA; regulation of exit from mitosis. Bases 1 to 900 code for a protein of 299 amino acids.
AUGCCUCGCCUUGUACGCCGUCGCCCGCUUGGGGAGCGCAUCCGCAGCUGGUUGAACCCUUGGGACUUUUUGCUUUGGGCCUCUGAAACGAUCGAGGGUUACGAUUUGGAUGAACUGGAAAAGGACUGGGGCCUAGUCAUUGGAAUCACGCUGAACGUGGUAUUUCUUGUGGCACGUGCAAAUGCACGCUCAAGUGGCAUGAAAGCCAUCGACGAUGUUUUUGGUGAAGAGGAGGGCGUUCCUUGGCUGAGCUGGUUGGCAUCAUCCAUCGUCUCCUCCCUCGCCAUUUCAUCAGCACUGAACGCCUUCUACACCUUCUAUCGCAAGCGACACUAUCGCAUGUUUGAGAAUCCUAUAGACCAAGCCCCGGCCACUUCAUCGGCCCAACGUGUACGAGUCGACUCGAGUCCGAUGACGGCGUCUCCUCUCCGAUACCUGGCCAACGCGAUGUCUACCGAGUCUGCCCAGUCGAGGGCACACCCCGAUGCACAAAGAGAUGUAUGGGAGGUCGCAAUGUGGGAUCCUUUGCCAAUCAGCACUCGGCUUUUCUGCCUAUUCAGCCCUGGGCAUGUCCUUGUCUAUAUGCUUUUCCUACCCACCCAGCUGUCCGAUCAACGACCUAGCGUGACCAUUGUCACCACCGCCUUCCUAGCAGCCCUCCUCUCAGUCCAAAUGUCCUUCCUUUCGGUGUCAUAUACACAACAAGCCAAGGACUCGACAUUAGUACACAAGGAAGUCUUGAAAGAAUACGAUAACAAAUAUGUUCAUCCUCGAACCAGACCUUUAAUGAGAGAUGUCGGAACACAAUUUGCCGAUGUCGAUGCGGCCAAAUCUACUUCCGACGCGCCGAAUGAGGUUGAUACUUACACCCCGGCGUUUAUCAUCAACCGGGGGGUUUAA